CUAGUGUCACGCCCCGAUAAUUUCUGUGACACGAGGAGCAGCAUUUGAAGUGGCCAAAUGUGCUGGAAGGAUCCGGAAGGAGCCAGAACGGGCUAGAGUAUGCUGGAAGACUCUAGAACGUGGUGGAAGGGUCCCGGGUGGCCUAGAAGAUUCUGGAACGUGGAAGAACCUUGAAGUGUCCAGAGAAGCCUGGAUGUGUCUGGAACAUCCUAGAAUAUCCUGGAGAAGCCUACCAUGUACUACACUAGUCUAAGAGAGUUCUAGAAUGUAGUAGAUAGGGUAGAUGUCCUAGAUAGUUCUAUGGAAUGUUCUAGAUGAGAGUUUGUAGCCCUUGGAUCAAAAUGAUCCUAGCCGUCCAUUAGGGAGGAGGAUGGCUAUAUAAGGGGGAAGGGUCUCAUUUGUAGGAUCACCAAGGAGUGGAGAUCCAAGAGAGCACUUGUAAGUGUGAGUGUGAGAGCCUUAUAAAGCUUUGUACACAACUAUACUUGUAAAGUUAUCUUGUAUAGUGAAGGCAUUCUUCCACCUAAAUCUUGUGUGUCUUAGUGUGGGUUGAGUGGAUAAGGCUGACUUAGGUGCAACCAAGAGGGUUGGAGACAUCUAAGGCCGCACGGAAGGCUUGCGAAGUCUAAGUCCGUGACAGUUGGUAUCAGAGCAGGUUACGUGAGAAGGUAACCAAGCGAGGUGUACAUGGCUACGUCAGGAGACGAAGGUGCUAAUGUCCCCAAGGUGAAGAAGCUCUCAACAAAGGACUCGAUGGCAGCAUUGGAGGCACGACUCGAGGGGAUGAUGGAGCAUGUGGAAGAACGGUUCACUAGACUUGAGGAAGCUCUAGUUGGCCCUGGUAUGCCCACAUCCCAUGUUGAAAAGUUCUUCUCUCACUUUUCUAAGCUUACUGCCAGGGUGGACGAGUUGGUUGUUCGGGUAGAAGAGUUGGAGGAGAAGGUUGACUCCUUCGAAGAAAGGGUGAACUCGUCUCUCUCAGAGGUAGUUAGAGACAGUCCCACCGAACGGAAGGCCCUAGAGGCGAGGGUGGCUAGCUUGGAAGUGGAGUUGGAGUUGUGCAAGAAGGCCAUCGUUGCUGGCAAUGGAGGGAAUGUGGCUCCAACCAGGAAAAAGGUUCGUGCGCCAGAACCUAAGAGCUAUGAUGGUGCAAGGGAUGCCCGGGAGAUUGACAACUUCAUUUGGAACAUGGAGCGGUACUUUGAGAAUGUCGACAUCGUGGAUGAAGACGAGAAGGUGCAGACCGCCACCAUGUAUCUGAAGGACACUGCCAUGCUAUGGUGGAGGAGGCGGUAUGCCGACAUGGAAAAGGGGUUGUGCAAGAUAGAGACUUGGGCUGAGCUCAAGAGAGAGUUGAAGAAGCACUUCUACCCUGUCAAUGUCGAGUACCAGGCAUACAGGAAGCUGCGCAAGCUAAAGCAUGU
This is a messenger RNA of Camellia sinensis, 1424 nucleotides long. The record is from RefSeq and is a predicted model, not a curated record. Lineage: Eukaryota; Viridiplantae; Streptophyta; Magnoliopsida; Ericales; Theaceae.